Messenger RNA from Durusdinium trenchii, 4656 nucleotides. The record is from the annotation of a GenBank genome assembly. Lineage: Eukaryota; Dinophyceae; Suessiales; Symbiodiniaceae.
AUGUCUGCUGAAGAGAUUGCGAUGCUCGAUGCCGAAGAUAGCAUCGAGCAGGUGCUUAGUCGGUACUCUACAGAUCUUCGAUCAGGAUUGACUUCUGAGGCAGCAGAAAAGAAGCUCAAGGAGGACGGCCUCAAUGAGCUUUACAAACCUCCCAAGCCCACCUUGUUGAUGCUCUUCAUCAUGCAGUUGCUGGGUUUCAUCAUCAUUCUCUUGAUUAUCGCCGCAGUGGCCUCGAUGACUGUGAACGCCACGGGCUCCAAGAAGGACGACCCCCUCUCAUACACCACAGGCAUUGCGAUCUUCGUCAUUGUGAUCCUCAAUGCGGGCAUCGCGGCUUGGACGGAGCACAAAGCCGGUGAUGCUCUGGAAGCCUUGUCCAAGAUGACCCAGGCAGCCAUCUAUGCCACUGAGCAGGAGGUUCAGAUCACCACCAACACCGUGGUCCGUGGCGACAUCGUGGUGCUCGGCACCGGCGACGUCGUCCCCGCGGACAUGCGCCUGGCAGAGGCGGAGGAUCUCAAGGUCAGUGAGAUGGCGCUCACAGGAGAGCCGGACGAUGUCUCCAAGACCUGGAAGUUGAAACCAAGGAAAGAGGGCGAGCCUGAGAAGCUGACGCCAGAGGUUUGCGUCUUCUCGGGGUGCAACGUCACCAAUGGCAAGGGCCGUGGGGUCGUCACCGCCACCGGCAUGGGCACGCGCAUUGGCCGGAUUGCUCAGCUCAUCGCCGGUGAGGAGGGCCCCAAGAAGAAGUGCUUUUGCUUGCCCGAUACCUCGGCGAAUCAGACGCCCCUCCAAAGGAACCUGGAACAGCUGGGUGCGAAGAUCGGUAUUUUAGCGAUCGUCGUUUGCGUGUUGGUCUUCAUCAUCGGCGUCGCCUUGGAUCGAAAGCCCGUGGAAAGCCGAAAGGACGUGGACAGCCAAAGCGGAGCCGAGAGCGGAGCCGAGACCGGUGCCGCGUUGUACAUGGUCUUGAUUGCGGUGACCCUUGCAGUGGCAGCCAUCCCCGAGGGCAUUCCCCUCUGUGUGACCAUCUCCCUCUCGAUCGGAUGCAGCGACAUGGUGAACCAACACGUGCUGGUGCGAAAGCUGGCGGCGGUGGAGACUUUGGGCUCCGCCUCGGUGAUCUGCAGCGACAAGACGGGGACCUUGACCGAGGGGAAGAUGACCAUGGUGAACAUGUGGGCCGGCGGUGUGACCUACGAUGUGGGUGGCAAAGGCUUUGAUCCAACCGUUGGGAGGAUCACCACCUGUGACACAGGCGUCGAAGCGGGUCGACAGAUGGGCGUCCGGUCGACCUUGCUGUCGGGGAUCCUUUGCUGUGCCUUGGAGGUCGAGGUUCGAGAUCCAGAUACCGGUGAGGAGAAGUGGGAGCCGCGGGGCAACUCCUCGGAGGCGCCCAUCGUGGUGGCCGCCCGAAAGGUGGGCCUCACGGAGAACGUGUCCAAGGAUUAUCCGCGCACCAUCGAGAUCCCCUUCUCCUCCUCGCGGAAGAUGAUGCUCACCGUCUCCGACGUCUCGGGGCGGAGCCAUCUCUGCGAGGACGGCAUGCCGUUGCCCGAAGGCACCAAGUACCUGGCCGUGUGCAAGGCGCGAAGCCUGGGCAGAUCAGGCGUCGUCUUUUCCGUCAACUGCCGCAGUUCCCUUCGCCGUGAGUCCGAGCUGUUCCCGCAAAGACCUGGCGCUCCCAACUUCAUUGUGGACCUUUGCGAAGAGCGAAUGAUGGCGGAUGGCACCGUCGCAAAGCACCUCGGACGGGCAAAGGCCGAAGUCUUGAAGGUGGUGGAUGACUACAGCACCAAGGCCUUGCGGGUCUUGGCAGUGGCUGCUCGUCCAAUGAAGGAGCUGCCCUUUGACAUGCACGAUGACGAGCUGUCAACGGACCAGAAGUUCUCAGCUUUGCGCCAGGACCUGCGCCUGCUGGGCUUGGUUGCCUCUAUCGACCCGGACCGAGAUGGAGUGAAGGACUCAGUGCUGGCAGCCCGUGGUGCAGGUAUCCGCGUAGUGAUGAUCACGGGAGAUUACCUCAAGACCGCCAUCGCCAUUGCCAAGAAUGUGCAGAUUUUGCAGCCUCAGGAUGACGAGGCCACGGCGGCCGUAGAUUGCAACUGCUUGCGGCCCGGAGGCCAAUACCUGGAGACGAAGGAGAUGGACCGCAUGACGUCCACGGUGCGGGUCUUCGCGCGCGCGAAGCCGGAAGACAAAUUGGAGAUUGUCAAGUCCAUCCAACGCAUGGGCCAAGUAGCUGCCAUGACGGGCGAUGGCGUGAAUGAUGCACCCGCCUUGAACCAGGCCAACAUUGGCGUGGCCAUGGGCAUCCAGGGCACAGAGGUGGCGAAAGGUGCCAGUGACAUGAUUCUGACCGACGACAACUUUUGCUCCAUUGUGGCGGCCGUGGAGAAGGGCAGGGCCAUCUACUCGGGUAUCCAAAAGUUUGUGGCCUUCAUCAUGUCCGUGCACAUCGCAGAGGUGAUGCAAAUCUUCGUUUGCAUCGCGGCUGGCGUGCCGGUGAUGAGGACUCCUUUGCAGAUCCUCUUUCUGAUUUUGGUCACCGACCUUCCUCCCUCCAUCGCCCUGGGCAUGGAACCAGGGGAGCCGGGCAUCCUCAAGCUGCCGGGACGCGGCCGAGACCGAAGACUGAACCCAUCGCCGCGGCCCUUAGAAUGGUGGCAAGGGCGGCUUCAAUGGAAGUGCCCUGGAAAGGAUCCGAUACAGUUGCUAAGACGGCGCCUUCUGAAGCACAACCACCCUUUCACGGCGUACACUCCGGUCGCUCCGUCGCUCCAGUCCGACACUCCGGGCGACCGCUCCAUUUUUCGCAAUUCAGCGUGCCGGAACGCGACCGCCAGCGAAGGCCAUGAGGAGUUGAAGGCCUCGGGCCUUCUCUACGAAUGGCGAGAAGACAUGCUGUGCAUCUUUGACGGCGGAACCCUGACCCUUCGGGCCACCAGCUUCGAGUCUUACAGCCGCUGGGCUGCGUGCGGAGCCAGCUUUGGUCGCGCUCGCGCGGGUGCUCGCUCGGCCGGGUCCGGAGGUGCGGAGCAAGCGAUGCAAGAGGAUGUUCGAGUUUGGUAUGAAGCACCAAGGCAAGCCCUUGAGAACAUCAUGGGCGGCCGAACGCAGGUCUGCAUGGAUACGUCGUCCCAAUUCUUGGGCUAUUCACACGACCUGUCCGACAAGCAACGCCUGGCUAUGAAGGAUGCCUACAUUUGGCUGGAUUGGUUCAGCAUUCCACAGGUGCCAGAAGAGUUAAGCGAUGCAUCAUUAUCAUCCUCGCCCUUUGUGUCACCCACUUCCUCGCUGCUGUCGCACAUGUCCAUGUCAGCCACUCCAUCCACACAGGAGGUGCAGAUUGUUUGCAUCCCCAACUUCAUCCAGAGGUGUGAAAUCUUUGUGGUGCUGGUGCCCCCAUGGCAACAUGCGGACACAGGUGCCAUUUGCAAUUACUACAGCUGGUUGGCGCGUGGUUGGUGCCGGGCAGAAGUCUGGUGCCGGAUGCUCUCGACCUUCAAUCAGCCUAUGAUGGUGAUCUCAGCCAGCGACCAAGCCGAGUUCGCGACCCCGCUGAACUGGGUCGACGCCCUGCCAUUGGAGGGCGACUUCACCGUCGCCGGGGACCGUCAGAAUAUCCGGCAUAUGUUGAAGUCGUUGCUCGAUCAAAAGCUCGGGUGCUUGCUGAAACAGAGCAGCUGGGACUAUUUGCGCUUCUUUACUGCCCGCCGUGACAUCCUAUUGGGACGUCAUCAUCAGUGUGCCAAGUCCAUGGAAGCCUUCCUGGAACAGUUUCAUUUCACGUCCCUCAAAGAGGCGAAGGGCACUUCGGGUAUGGGCCCAGUCGCCUGUGCUGUGCUCUCCGGGAACUUAGAGAUCUUGGAGAUGCUGCGGGUCGAAGGUUUGGAUCUCAACGGCCCAUUGAAGAAGAUGCCGGAUGUUGGGAUAUUGGUGCCAUGGAGUUCGAUCUUCUUGGCUGUGAAGUUCCAAUGGCGCACUCCAGAGGUCCUAAGAGCUCUCUUGGGGGCUCGCGCCGAUGCCAUGACGAUUCCCAGCCAGCAUGCGCUGGGGAUGUGCCGCACAGCCGAGGAUGUUGAACUCCUCAUCGAGUACAAGGCGGAGGUCAACCAGUUGGUACCGCCGUUGAACAACCCCGUCAUCGGACAAGCCUGCAUGUCCUGUGCACCAGCAGAGGUGGUGGCAAAGUUGCUGGAAUACAAAGCCGAGGUCAAUGGUCCCACGUGCGGCGGCAGCGGUGCAUCGCAGCCCUUUGCAAACCUGGCUCUCUACGCCAACGUGAAUCCUGCGAGCGAGGCCGUGGCACACUUGCUCAUCUCAGCAAGGGCAGACUUGAACCAGCAAUGCCAAGCCACGGGCAUGUGGAAGGCGAUGGAAUUAUCGAGCAGGGCAUAUUUGCAGUUCGCGCAGAGCAGCUCGCCCUUGGUGCAUCUCUUUGCAGAGUGGACCACAACACCCUUAGGCUUCGCGUGCUUCUUUGGGCGACCGGCCCUGGUGCAGCUCUUAUUGGACUCGAAGUCGGAUCCGGAGAUCCGAAACGCCCGCGGGAAGCAGCCCUUUGACCUCACGGAGUACGAGGAUGUUCUUUGGAUCGCCCUGAAGGCCAACGUCCGCUCAGUGGUCUUGUCGAAGAAUUCGGUGAUGAUUUGA